Molecule: messenger RNA, 881 nt
Organism: Cornus florida
Lineage: Eukaryota; Viridiplantae; Streptophyta; Magnoliopsida; Cornales; Cornaceae
Exons: 8
Coding region: 1-789 (262 amino acids)
Source: RefSeq, a predicted model, not a curated record
AUGUUUGGCACGAAGGAAAUUAGACUCGAACACGUAUCUCUUGUGUUUCUCGGUGGUCUGAAAUGGAAGGGAUCAUUCUUUGUGAAGCAAUUUAAAUUGCCAGAAUAUGAGUGCAUUAUCUUUGAUGUUGAUGAUACCCUUUAUCCCCCAAAUUCUGGUUUAUCUGAACAAUGCACCAAGAACAUUAAAGAAUAUAUGAUCCAAAAGCUUGGGAUGGAGGAGAGUCAAGUCCCUGAAUUGUGUCAUCAACUAUAUGGGGAUUACGGAACAACAAUGGCCGGUCUUAAGGCCAUUGGCUAUAACUUUGAUGAUGAUGACUACCAUAGAUUUGUUCAUGGGGGAUUGCCCUAUGAGUUCCUAAAACCUGAUCCUGUUUUAAGGAGUCUUGUGCAUAGCCUGCCCAUCCGGAAAGUAGUGUUUUCAAAUGCAGAUAAAGCCCAUGUUGCUAAAGUUCUUGGGAAGCUUGGAUUAGAGGACUGCUUCGAGGGGGUUAUAUGCUUUGGGACUCUGAAUACCACCACUCAGGGCCAGCCCUGGGGCCAGAGCCUCAAAUGUGAGAAUUCGCCUAGGGCCUCUCAAAAUUUUGAGAGCCCCAGGGCCGGCCCGGCCACCACUAACAAAAUGAAUACUUCUGAUAUUGCUGGGUCAAUAGGUUUGAGUUUAAGUGGCACAGAAACUUUCAAUUGUUCUUCGAUGAGGGAAGCAUUGCCGGAGCUCUGGGAGGCCAUUAAAAAGUCAGAGGUCUGUUACUCUGAGAAAACUGCAAUAGAGACACCAGUCAGAGCUUAGCUUUGUAAUUUAUGACGCCAUUAAUAAUUUGUAAUUUUGAUUUUCACCUUCCCUAUUUGUACUGUUUGUUUAUUACUGGAUGUAAGAUUUCU